UUAUAAUCAUUUUUGUUUUAUUAUAGUUAAAGGUCGAUUUGGACCACGUAUAGAUUUUGAAAUAGGGCCUCCACGAUCUGGUAGACAACCCUGCACCCACCUCUCGAUCAAUUUAGACUAUUUUCAUUUCUCCAUUCAAUUUUUGCGCUAUAUCCAUUUUCUCUUCCUUCCAGAUUUACUUUCCUCCCUACUAGGGCCGUGAAUUCGGUCUUGGUUUCUUGGUCAAACUGGAAACGAGAUCGUUUAUUCCUGAUGUAAUCUUUUUCUGAACUUCAGUAUUUUUUUACAAUUAUUUACUUAUUUUUAAUUUUGAUAAAUUUAUGGGGAAAAAAAUUAGGGUCACAUUUUAAAUUUUCGAACGGGGCCUCCAAAUAUUAUGGGACGGCCCUGUCUGGAUCGUUGUGGCUCCCGGCAUGGUAUCUGCAUUCGCCGUCUGGUUACCUUGGUAUCCUCGCCGCCGGCAGCCGUCUCAAUUCGGAUCCAGCCGGAAAAUCAUACUGGAAAUGGCUGCUCUCCAAGCAGCAUUCCUGGCCAAGCAAUAUUCCCCUCGUCCCAAUAAUCCGGCGGUAUUCACAUUGCUGAUAUCUUUGUCGAUAACGGUCUACGCUUACAUAAAAUUCUGUUCCGUUGCUCUCUAUAUUGAUGGUCUCAAUAUAAUAGAUGUCUCGGCGGUGGCGGUGGCGGUGGCUCAGAGUUUGAUCUACUCGACGCCGUAUUGGGGAUCGAUUGUCUCGUACCUGUUCUUUGUUGGCUACAGAUUCUGGGCGGUUGGCUCCGAGGGAAAAGUAUUGAUUCGUGAAGCAAAUGAUGAAAAAGGCCACAUGGCCGGAGUGGUUCCCGCACAAGUGAUUGUGGAACCCUAACUCCAAAAGAAAGGAAUCUGAACUGAACUGUGUUAGAGAUCAAUUAGGAAUAAUCUUAUAUUUUUUUGUCUUUUUAGUAUAGUUAUUAGUAUUUUCGUGUUCUUUUAGUAUUGUGGUUCUCUUAUUUUAUUGUUCGAGUCUUGUAAUUUAUAUAAACCCUUUUGUGGUUUCAUAAUAAUACAAGCGGUAAGUUAUAAGUUACAAAAUACUAUUCCUAAAACUCCUAUAGGAAUUACUUACCUUCUUCUAUUUACAUCUUGAUGACGUACUUCUACAACCACAUAAAAUUUAGAGGAUAUG
Molecule: messenger RNA, 1163 nt
Organism: Linum trigynum
Lineage: Eukaryota; Viridiplantae; Streptophyta; Magnoliopsida; Malpighiales; Linaceae
Source: the annotation of a GenBank genome assembly